Messenger RNA from Lineus longissimus, 798 nucleotides. RefSeq lists its product as uncharacterized. The transcript has 3 exons. Lineage: Eukaryota; Metazoa; Nemertea; Pilidiophora; Heteronemertea; Lineidae. The record is from RefSeq and is a predicted model, not a curated record. The coding region runs from base 33 to 377 and encodes 114 amino acids.
GAUGUAACAAAUCGCCCUAUUUUGCUUCCGACAUGAAGCCACUGGUAUUUAAAAUAACAAGCAUAAUCCUCAUACUUGUAUGUGUAGAGGCACUCUUGAUUGAGGUGGAUGGGGUCGAAUUUAGCUUCAAAAGAUACCCCUACAAAAAGAAACAAAAAAAUGAGAAAAAGUACAAGAAUAUCAUACAAAGAUGUGAAGAAGAUCCCGAGUGUGCCCUCCUGACAGGGCUCGAGCAGACAAAGUGUCUCCGUCAAUGUGCCUCUCCAACUUGCUAUGAUGAGCUCUAUGUAUGGGAUGAGCUUGAGGAUGGAGAGAUUGAUGUCAGGUUGCCAUCUUUCAAGGGCUGCGUUCUCCAGAACCAACCAAUCAGUGUGUGAAGUCCUGCCAAUUCACUCAUUUCUCUCCAUGGCUCAUAUUCAUCCCCAAGAGUGUUUGAUGUUCAGCCUGUUCAGAUUACUUACUUAUUGCAACAAGACUUUGUAUUUGAUGACAUCAUGAGUAGAUGCAGUGUUUCACAUGGACCUGUUGUGACGCCCUUAUAUUCUCUGAAGUUCACAAUUUGUAAGAUCAAGAAGAUCUCAAAAUGGGCUUGUCUUUGCACAAUCAUCUUACCCCAUCGUAUGACAUGGUCUCCACUGGGUAACAGUAGUUACAACUCUGCAACGAGUGAAGAUAUCCAUAAACUGGUCCAAAAUCCUUGAUUUUAUGGACAUUGUUUAGUAUGUACAUAUAGCACUGCCAAAAUUAAAAACUUGUAAUACUGUAAAAUAUUUUGUAAAUAAAUUGCUAUUUAUAGUA